CCCAAUUAUUGUCUUCAAUUUUGUUCAUAUACCUAAUUCCUUACCUUCACAGUCUGAUCAUUUCAAGCUUUCGAACAGAAAAAAACGAUUAGUACAUCUAUCUCUCUCUCUCUUUAUACGAAUUCAUUCAAUACUGAAACUCACAAAGAGAAGCAUCACUUGGAGAGAGAUAAUAAUGGAAGAUCACCAAAGGGAGCUACAUUUUCUGUCUACUCACCAAAACGCAGCAAAUUCCUCUUCGUGGCCAUCAGAUUCGUCGGGUAACAUGGAAUCAAUUGAACCUCCUUCGUUAGACCUACAACUCUCAAUCAGCGUACGACGACCAAUAAAACCACCAUCACAUCAUAAUCAAGGUAUCUUAAUUCGACCUGCAAUUAACCACGAUCACUACACUACCGAUCUGCGGUUCGACUCGGGCUACGUUGAAGCGCUUAAAUGGCAAGCCGCCGAGCAAAUCCGGCUAGCAGCCAUUGAAAAAGCGUACGCCGAACGUGUUAGGGAGCUUACAAGAAGAGAAAUAGAGAUGGCUCAGUCGGAAUUCGCACGUGCCAGGAGUAUGUGGGAAAGGGCAAAAGAGGAAGUUGAAAGAGCAGAAAAGUUGAAAGAAAGAGCAACUCGUAGGAUUGAUCCUACGUGCAUGGAAGUUACUUGCCAGUCUUGCAGUCAAAAAUUUCGACCUCAUUAACUUUUAUUAUUAUUAUUGAGGGGGAAAAUAAAAAUAAGAUGUUAAUUAAUAUUAUGUAUUCUUUUCUUUUGGUUGGAAAAAACUUGAAAGUCGAUUAUUAAUUAAUAAUUUGAUGUAU
Solanum tuberosum (potato) is the source of this 803-nucleotide messenger RNA. RefSeq names its product protein SHOOT GRAVITROPISM 5. The transcript has 2 exons. Gene Ontology annotation, cellular component: nucleus. Gene Ontology annotation, biological process: gravitropism. The coding region runs from base 176 to 685 and encodes 169 amino acids. Lineage: Eukaryota; Viridiplantae; Streptophyta; Magnoliopsida; Solanales; Solanaceae. The record is from RefSeq and is a predicted model, not a curated record.